GAUAAGUACUUACUUAACAACUAUUUGAAAUCAUUUUACGACCAUUUUUCCUAUAUAAAGAACUGGGCAAGCAGUGAGUGGUUUCCUUAAAUACCCAACAAAAUCAGGGUAAUGACUUGUACUUACUCAACAACAACAACCUUUCAAUGACUAAUACAUGCAGUCCUCAUUAUUCAGAAGGAGUCUAGUAAUGACUUAAAAAUAAUAUAAUUAUAAGUACUUACUUUUUAGCCUAUAUAUGUAUAUUGGUUUGGAAUUUGGACAUAUUAUUGUAGUCUAUGGUUUCUUCUAAAUAUCAAAACUACUAUCGUAGUGGUGACAACAAACCCUUUCCCUUAGAUGUGCGUGUCAAGGGCUGUGAUAUACCACCUUGCGAUAUUGUCAAAGGUACCAGUGUGGAAUUUGAAAUCGAUUUAGUAGCCUAUAAAUUUAUCACCAGUGCCACCACUUUGGUUAAGGCAAAAACUUUGGGCAUAACUGUACCCUAUGAGCUGCCAGAAGAUGUACGCGAUGUCUGUUCUAAUCUCAUGUAUGAGGCCUAUUGUCCUCUCUAUGAUACCGAGGAUGUUACCUACCUCUUUUUAUUCCCCAUAGCCAGCACUUAUCCGGAAAUUAGUGUAAAUGUUGAAAUUUAUAUAGUGGAUCAAGAUGAAGAUAUAGUAACCUGUUUCAAGUGUGAUAUUAAAGUGAAGAAGGGCUCAUCUGGUAAUUCAAAAUCUAUUUAUGAAUUGAAUUGGUUAAAUAGCACUACCAUAAACUAAAGAUUAAAAUAACAUUAAAGUUUUUAUGUUUUACUUAACUUUUUGUUGUGAUUUUU
Messenger RNA from Lucilia sericata (common green bottle fly), 817 nucleotides. RefSeq names its product NPC intracellular cholesterol transporter 2 (gene Npc2d). The record is from RefSeq and is a predicted model, not a curated record. NCBI's taxonomy places the organism in Eukaryota, Metazoa, Arthropoda, Insecta, Diptera, Calliphoridae. The transcript is spliced from 3 exons. Gene Ontology annotation, biological process: intracellular cholesterol transport. Gene Ontology annotation, molecular function: sterol binding. The coding region runs from base 279 to 761 and encodes 160 amino acids.